GGGAGGGAGGCACAUGGCAGCACGCAACCGACGGCACAAGUGAGAGAAAGGAUGAAAAACGUUCUUUUUCCUUUUUUUUAAACUGAGCAAUCAAGAGAAAAGAGGCAGCGAGACGCAGGAGCAGCGUCUCCCCGGCUGGCCGACCUCGUAUCUUCUCUGAGCCAGAAGAGGGAGGGAAGGAGAGAGAGAGAGGAUGCUGAACAACAUGACGGACGGCGAGGAGGGAGAGGAAGGGACCCAACAGCCAGGGUGACGGGAACCCGAGAGAGAGCAGUCCUUUCAUCAACAGCGGCGCGGCCACGAGCGCCGACAAGAGCCUGCAGUACGACGGCAAGAACAUGGCUCUGUUCGAGGAGGAGAUGGACACCAGUCCGAUGGUCUCCUCUUUGCUCAGCAGUCUGGCCAACUACACCAACCUGCCCACGGGCAGCAAAGAGCACGAAGAGGCCGAGAAUAACGAGGAGGGGGCGCGUCCGUCCAAAAAACCCGUCAAGGCUCCACAGCUGGGGACGCUGAUGGGCGUGUACUUGCCGUGCAUCCAGAACAUUUUUGGGGUGAUCCUCUUCCUGCGGAUGACUUGGAUGGUCGGGGUGGGAGGCGUCUUCGGCUCCUUCAUAAUCGUCUUCAUGUGUUGCUCCACGACGAUGCUCACAGCCAUCUCCAUGAGCGCCAUAGCAACCAACGGAGUGGUACCAGCCGGAGGUUCGUACUACAUGAUCUCUCGCUCUCUGGGGCCCGAGUUCGGUGGAGCCGUUGGCAUCUGCUUCUACCUGGGCACCACCUUCGCAGGCGCCAUGUACAUUCUGGGCUGCAUUGAGAUUCUGCUGAUUUACAUCAUCCCCCAGGCGGCCAUCUUUAAGAUCGAGGGCCUGGAGGGCCCGGAGGCGGAGCUGGCUCUCCUCAACAACAUGCGGGUGUACGGCACCAUCGUGCUGAGCUUCAUGUCGCUGGUGGUGUUUGUUGGGGUCAAAUACGUGAACAAGCUGGCGCUGCUCUUCCUCGCCUGCGUCAUCCUCUCCAUCGUGGCCGUGUACGCCGGCGUCAUCAAGACCGCCAUGGACCCCCCUGUCUUCCCCGUCUGCCUCCUAGGGAAUCGGACGCUCCUCUCCAAGGGAUACGACGUCUGCGCGAAGGUCGUGGAGACGGACAACGAAACCGUCACCACCCAACUGUGGAGGACCUUCUGCGAUUCCGACUCCUUGGACGCCACUUGUGACGAAUACUUCACCAGCAACAACGUGACGGAGAUACAGGGCAUCCCGGGGGUCACCAGCGGCAUCCUGGCAGAGAACCUCUUUGGGAACUACCUGGAAAAGGGGAUGUUCCUGGAGAAGCGCCGGGUCGCGUCCGAAGAGAGCGCGGACAGCCCGCCGACUGGCGCCAACCGCUACGUCAUGGCCGACAUCACCAGCUUUUUCACCCUGCUGGUGGGGAUAUACUUCCCUUCCGUCACAGGCAUCAUGGCGGGCUCCAACCGCUCCGGAGACCUGCGCGAUGCUCAGAAGUCCAUCCCCAUCGGCACGAUUGCCGCCAUCACCACCACGUCCAUCGUGUACAUGUCCACCGUCGUGCUGUUCGGAGCCUGUAUAGAAGGAGUCGUCCUCAGGGACAAGUUCGGUGAAGGGGUGAACGGUAACCUGGUGAUCGGGACUUUGGCGUGGCCGUCUCCGUGGGUCAUUGUGUUCGGCUCCUUCUUCUCCACCUGUGGAGCAGGACUCCAGAGUCUGACCGGAGCUCCGCGGCUCCUGCAGGCCAUCGCCAGAGACGGCAUCAUCCCGUUUCUCAGAGUGUUUGGGCACGGCAAAGACAACGGGGAGCCCACCUGGGCCCUUCUGCUCACAGGUUGCAUCUGUGAGAUCGGCAUCAUCAUCGCCUCCCUGGAUGCAGUCGCCCCCAUCCUCUCCAUGUUUUUCUUGAUGUGCUACAUGUUCGUCAACCUCGCGUGUGCCCUGCAGACUUUGCUGAGGACGCCGAACUGGAGGCCGCGCUUCAAGUUCUACCACUGGGCUCUGUCCUUCUUGGGUAUGAGCCUGUGUCUGUCGCUCAUGUUCAUCUGCUCCUGGUUUUACGCCAUCAUCGCCAUGGGCAUCGCCACCUGCAUCUACAAAUACAUUGAGUUCUGCGGGGCGGAGAAGGAGUGGGGCGACGGGAUACGUGGCAUCUCGCUGAGCGCCGCCCGCUUCGCUCUCAUGAGGCUGGAGGAAGGGCCGCCGCACACCAAGAACUGGAGGCCUCAGAUCCUGGUCCUGGUGAGCGUGGACGCGGAGCAGAACGUGGAGCAGCCUCGUCUGCUCUCUCUGGCCAAUCAGCUGAAGGCAGGGAAGGGUCUGACCAUCGUGGGCACCUCGGUUCAAGGAACCUUCCUGGACAACUACGCGGAGGCCCAGAAGGCCGAUCAGUCUUUGCGUAAGUUGAUGGAGACGGAGAAGGUCAAGGGUUUCCCCCAGGUGGUCAUCUCCUCCAAUCUGAGAGACGGGACGUCCCACCUCAUCCAGGUUGGAGGACUGGGAGGUCUGAAGCACAACACCGUGAUGGUCAGCUGGCCCCGGAACUGGAAGCAGCCCGAGUGCCACCAGCAGUUCAGGAACUUUAUUGAGGUGGUCCGAGAGACGACCAUAGCCAGUCUGGCCUUGUUGGUUCCCAAGAACAUCUCCAGCUACCCGUCCAAUGGAGAGCGCUUCACCGAGGGCCACAUAGACGUGUGGUGGAUUGUCCACGACGGAGGCAUGCUGAUGCUCCUCCCCUUCCUGCUGCGACAGCAUAAGGUGUGGAGGAAGUGCAAGAUGCGCAUUUUCACCGUGGCCCAGAUGGACGACAACAGCAUCCAGAUGAAGAAAGACCUCAUCACCUUCCUCUAUCACCUGCGCAUCGACGCCGCUGUGGAAGUGGUGGAGAUGCACGAUGGCGACAUCUCGGCCUACACCUACGAGAAGACGCUGGUCAUGGAGCAACGAUCGCAGAUCCUCAAACAGAUGCAUCUGACCAAGAACGAGAAGGAGAGAGAGAUCCAGAGCAUCACCGAUUCCUCCCGUGGGUCCAUUCGGCGUAAGAACCCGUCCGCCUCGCGCUCCCGGCCCAGCGUGGAUGAAGGAGCCAGCGUGGCGGAACAGCCGGAGGACGAGUCUGUGGCUGUCUCCGACCCCAAACAGGUGCGGCUCAUCCACGGCAGGACCGCCUCCUCCACACCGGCCAGCCCCACCAGCCCCGCCUCCCCGACGGACGGCGCGGAGAGAGGGCAGACCGGAGCGAACCCGGAGGCCGGCAAAGACCUCUUCAACAUGAAGCCGGAGUGGGAGCACCUGAGCCCGGUGGACGUGCGGCGCAUGCACACCGCCAUGAGGCUCAACGAGGUCAUCACCAAGAAGUCCAAGGAGGCAAAGCUGGUCCUGCUCAACAUGCCCGGACCGCCCAAGAACCGCGUGGGCAAUGAGAACUACAUGGAGUUCCUGGAGGUGCUGACCGAAGGUCUCAAUCGGGUCCUCCUGGUGCGCGGAGGUGGACGCGAGGUCAUCACCAUCUACUCCUGAAGGGGCUUAGAGGUCUUUCAUGGUCACACGCACACAGACUCCGCCCCCCCCCCCCAAAGAAGAGCUCACAUACGCCCGUUUCACCGCACGGAGGAUUAUGUAACGUUGUGCUGAUAACAGCAGAUAAGUUGGUGCUUACUGCUGACAUUUUAGUGCAGUAAUAAAAACAACCUAAAGCGUCACUUAUCCUCAGAAAAAAGGUUUUCUCACAUGUUUGUUCCCUUUUGCUUUUCUCUUCUUUCUUUAACUGUGAAUUAUUUAUUUAUAUUAUUUAUGUAUUUAUUUAAUUAGUCUUUCUUUGUCUAAUUCUGCUUUUGGUGGUACAGUUGGAAGCGUGCGUUUAUUAACUUACAAGACUUACAGGCAGCGACAUUUAUGUGGGAAUGGUCACAUUCAUUGAUUCACAUUCAUUAAUUGGAGAAUUAAAAAAGGGCAGAAGCUUCGCUCAGUGCACACUAUAUUUUAAGACGCAGCGACGUGCUUGCAGUUCUUGACCCUGAAACUCAAGAGAGGAUGUGGCGAGGAUUUCCCGCGGCUGCAGACGAGCUCACAGGGCUCGUAUUGAACGAGCCGAGUGACCUUUGACCUCAGCUUGAAUACUGCACACUCACUACUCAGUGUUCUGCCGUCACGUGGCCACGUUUCUGCGGUAAAGAAAAUCUGCACUUUCUCUCUUUACAAUGAAAAAUCAGUUGAUUUUCUCUACUGGGUUCAGACUUAUUAUAUAUAAAUACGAUAUAUAUUAUAGUAUAAUGUCUAUGACGGAGAAAGUCAAUGAAUGUAGAAUUAUAUUUUUCAUUUUGACUGUUUAAAAACAUGUGUUGUUUCUAUGUCAUGUUUGUUUGUAAACAAAAUUCAGCAAUAGAUAAAUAUAAAUCAAUUAUAUAAUAAUAAUAAUAAUAAUCAGGGUUUUUUGUGCAGCUGUCAGGAACCUCAAAAAGGUUUGGAUAUGUUUUAAUUUAAGUAUUCCGUAUUUCAUGGACACUAAGCACUGCACCAUUCAGUACUUUGCUCGUUUGUUUUCUUGCAGAUAUUAAGCACAACUGUAAUGUAAGUCUUUACCUCUCAGCAACAAAGAAACUCACAAAAUGUCCAAACGUGUUUGCUGCUUUGCUACUGCACCUUGUAUUUAAAAAACCCAACUGUUUGGGGGUGAUUUAGUCAGACUGUCAGACUGUGCCACCGCUCAUGCGGUCAGUAGAGUUUAUUUCCCUCUUCCCCUCAGCCUGUCAGUACUGUGAAGUAUUUCAGCUAGAGCAUUCUGCAUCUCUUUCUAGUGAAAAGCAGUCAGUAUCUUUUCCAGGAAAUCAUAAGACAUGUAAGUAUUAUUUGUAUUGUUUUACACACACAUAUUGGUACGUGCUCUUUUUGGAGAAUAUCUAUGCAGCCUUUUGUGUUUCCCCUUUCAACUCUGAAAAUAUUGUGUUAUUUCUGAUUCAUGAGAAGACGAUGUAGCUCUACAGGUGGAUGUAUUGGUAAAAUGUGUGUGUGUGUGUGUGUGUGCGAUGCCCGAGGCUUGUUGACAGUGAUUGUAACCGAAGGAUGGAGCGAAGAUGGACAUUUGUAAAUAGGUGCUUGACUUUAGGCUUAGUGCAAUGUGUGUCAACACAGGUUUUAUAGAUAUGAAAUAGUUUGUAUUGUCUUAUGAAAUUAUGGUUUAAAGAAACCAUUUUAUAUGUCAGCAGAAUGCAAUAAAUUUAAAUCAUUUCAAUGCAA
Gasterosteus aculeatus aculeatus (three-spined stickleback) is the source of this 5243-nucleotide messenger RNA. Its product is annotated as solute carrier family 12 member 5. NCBI's taxonomy places the organism in Eukaryota, Metazoa, Chordata, Actinopteri, Perciformes, Gasterosteidae. The record is from RefSeq and is a predicted model, not a curated record. Gene Ontology annotation, cellular component: plasma membrane. Gene Ontology annotation, molecular function: potassium:chloride symporter activity; ammonium channel activity. Gene Ontology annotation, biological process: potassium ion homeostasis; ammonium transmembrane transport; cell volume homeostasis.